This is a messenger RNA of Cucumis sativus (cucumber), 927 nucleotides long. RefSeq lists its product as uncharacterized. The transcript has a single exon. NCBI's taxonomy places the organism in Eukaryota, Viridiplantae, Streptophyta, Magnoliopsida, Cucurbitales, Cucurbitaceae. The coding region runs from base 57 to 650 and encodes 197 amino acids. The record is from RefSeq and is a predicted model, not a curated record.
UGAUUCAGUAUAUCUGCAUCUUGAAUACACUUUCUGAUCUUCUAAUCUAACCCCAAAUGGCGCCUUGGUUUUUUGUUCUUCUCUUCUUAGUCGCCAAAGCUCAUGCUACGAUGACCAACCAAAUCGACCUGCAAGCAGCGAUGGACGAGAUGAGAUUAAAAUCUUACCAUGGCUUUGCCAUACUACUCAAGAUCUUGAACAGCACCACUAAAACCUUGCAGAAUUCAAAUAUAACCUUCUUCAUGCCUACUGAUCAGGAACUUUCUCAAGCUGAUAUCUCCCCGGACCGACUUGAAGAAUUCGUUUUGAGCCAUUCUAUCCCCACAGCAUUACUACUCAACAAUCUUUUACACUUCCCGAAUGGCACCUUGGUUCCAUCAAGCAUCCCAAACAGAAUGAUCAGAAUAACCAACUGCAGAAAGAUGGGUGUUUGCCUAAACAAUGCACGAAUCAUUACCCCGAACGUGUGCUUAACCUCGUCUAUAAGAUGUCAUGGUAUAAGCACAGCAAUUUCAUAUGACAAAACUUCCUUUUCAGAUACUUUACCUGCUAAGCAAAGUUCAGCUGAAAUUAUAGUUCAAAGGAAUGAAAUAAAAGGAGCAAAAUCUUUACAGUCUGGAGCAAUGAAGAAGAACCGUUCACUGCACUGAACCCAUCCACCUCCCAUCAACAUAGCUUAGUUCAUUCAAAUAAACGCCCAGCUUUGUCAGCAAUUCUCUAGAUGAUAGUUCCUUCCUAGUUUUAAGCAACCUUUCCAAUAAGACAUUGUAUUUUGUUGUAAUGGGUAAGUGAUUUCUGUCUUUUUCCAUUGCUUAAAAAAGUUUUAUACUAUGCUCUUGAAACCACUCGACAAUGAGCCAAUUAGAAAUGGGAACAAGAUUGUUAGGCAGAUGGAUUUUACUCCAAGAAAACGCAUCCCUUCUCUCC